Juglans microcarpa x Juglans regia is the source of this 1263-nucleotide messenger RNA. RefSeq names its product plasmodesmata-located protein 1-like. Gene Ontology annotation, cellular component: plasmodesma. The transcript has 2 exons. Bases 222 to 1109 code for a protein of 295 amino acids. Gene Ontology annotation, biological process: plasmodesmata-mediated intercellular transport; transport of virus in multicellular host. The record is from RefSeq and is a predicted model, not a curated record. Lineage: Eukaryota; Viridiplantae; Streptophyta; Magnoliopsida; Fagales; Juglandaceae.
UACAAUCGUUUGAGGUGGAGAAACCAAAACUUAUAGAGGCAGAAAGACCAAAAUACCUUGCCCAGAAAGCUCCCAACCCCACCGAGAACACCAGCCAGCCCACUCCCCAACAUUCUAUAUAGAAAUACUCAAAAACUCGACACCCGUUCAUCACUACAAGCUCCCAACACCUUCCCCAAAACCGUCCAUGGCGUAGAAAUAAAAAUUUCACAACUUUCCAAAUGGGUUUGCCCAGAACACUCUUCUCUCUAUUUUCUAUUUCUAUGCUUUCCUCCUUCUUUCUCUGUGCUGAAAGUGCAGCAGACUACACAAACUUGGUCUUCAAGGGCUGUGCAGAGCAAAAGUUCCAGGACUCAACUGGGAUUUACUCACAAAACCUCAAGACCCUUUUGUCUUCUUUGGUUUCACUGUCUUCACAGAAGACUUUCUCCUCUACCACCUCAGGUGAAGAUCAAAAUAGCAUCAUGGGUCUUUACCAAUGCAGAGGGGACCUCACGCUCCCCGAGUGCUUCAACUGCGUGAGCAAGAUAUCAGAUACGGCAGACAAGCGCUGUGGCAAAGCUGUAGCAGCUAGAAUUCAACUCAACGGGUGUUAUGUGCGGUAUGAGGUUGCUGGGUUCAAACAAGUUUCUGAAACUGAAUUGCUGUACAAGGUGUGUGGAUCAACUCGAGCAAGUGAAGCUGGGUUUGAUCAAAAGAGGAACACGGCUUUUGAUAUGGUGGAGAGUGGGGUUAAGACUGGUGCUGGCGCUGGGGGUCUGUUUUACACAGGGAGCUAUGAAGCGGUGUAUGUGUUGGGGCAGUGUGAGGGCGAUUUGGGCAGUGAUGAUUGUGGGGAUUGUGUGAGCAGUGCAGUGGAGAGGGCCAAAGCUGAUUGUGGUGAUUCCAUCUCUGGGCAAGUGUAUCUCCAAAAGUGCUAUGUCAGCUACAGCUAUUACCCAAAUGGCGUCCCCAGCAUAUCUUCAUCAUCAGGGAACGAGGAGCAACGACACACACAGAGGACAGUGGCUCUUGCAGUAGGAGGUUUGGCAGCUUUUGGCUUCAUUAUAGUUUGUUUCCUGUUUGUUAAAUCGAUGAUGAAGAAACGAGGUGGUAAGCAUGGAGGCUGAGCUACGUUGUUAAUAAUAUAAUCUCCCACAACUUUUUAUAUAUGUUCAUAGAUCGAACGGUUACUAUAAAUAUGUAGAAAAAAAAUUAUUUGCAAGUGACAUCGAAUACAUUAUUGAAAAUAGAUUCCACAAUGAUAAAUAUAUAUAUAUUUAU